Messenger RNA from Chinchilla lanigera (long-tailed chinchilla), 1560 nucleotides. RefSeq names its product membrane-spanning 4-domains, subfamily A, member 12 (gene Ms4a12). The record is from RefSeq and is a predicted model, not a curated record. The transcript has 9 exons. Lineage: Eukaryota; Metazoa; Chordata; Mammalia; Rodentia; Chinchillidae.
AUGCCAGAAGCCAGAGUGAGUAAAGAAGGGAGUAUCACUAAUGUGUUCCUGGCUGGAGCUCUGGAGACUGAGGAGGAGUACAGCAAGAGCUCUGUGGCUGCAGCCUUGCAGAGCAGCCUGGCUGGGCACCAGGAGCAGGAGAUGAGAGCUAACAGUGUCUGGUGCCGCUCGCUGAUGUGGAGGAGGGAGCAGGAAUCACCCCUGGCACUGCAGCAGACCUUGGUACCAGGCAUUCAGAGGAUGCUCAGAAGGCAGGGCAGUCCCCGGGGCCUUCUGGAGACUGAACUGGACGUUCACUCCAGUCAUCUUGCAUCCUUCGCACCAGGCCACGGUCAUGAGCCGCGACAAGUGGAGCCCCGUGUGAGGAGUAAGUUGGUGCAACUCCACACAGAGGACCCAUCUUCCAUCGCCUGGAAGAGGAGCAGCAGCAUCCAACGUCACAUCCUGGCUGUAACGAUGUCGUUGAAGCCAUCCCCCAGCCCAGUGCGUGAAACACCCAGUCCUUGCCCACAUCGCGGUUUCCUGGCUCCUGAGUCUCAGCAGCCGGUGGGAUUUACGGAGCCCGGAGAGGACAUUCACCUCCCCUUGAUGACAUCUCCAUGAGUCUUUGCUAGCAGUCAGCUGGGCCAAGGAAGUGUGCAAGUGACAAAUCCAACAGCAUGGACAGCAGCAACAAACUUCAGAAGAGCCUUCAAGAUUCUUGGGGUGAGUCUAUUUGCUACCAGAAUUCAGACUUUGCCUCGCAGGGUUCUCUACUGGGACUACGGGGGUGCCUCCCCACGUCCCGCCUUCCUUGGGAAGCUGAGAGGGAGAAGCCACUCUGGCCAGCGCAGGUCUCCAUUGCUGCCGCAUCCCUCACAGCACAGAGCUUUAGCAGAAACCUCGGUCCUGUCUCUGGCCCGGGGACAAGCUGAGGUUUGUACAGAGGCGAAGUCACAUUCGAACGAGCACUGGCGGUGCGCUGCAAUGGAUGCAAGUACUGAAGAGCAGCGCGGGAGGCUGUGCCUAAAAAGCAGCCUGGGAAUGAAUGUUCUUAGUUGUAUCUUUUCCAUCAUUGGAGUGAUCCUGCUGCUGCUGGAUCUGUGUAUCAAAAGCCAUGAUCAACAACUCGCCUGGCCGUUGAGUAAGAACUGGGUGAAGGAAAAUGGCGGUGACAGGACGUUCAGCUUUACUAGAGACGCACAGAGAGUGAGGGAAAGCAAAGUGAAGCGUGUGGCUGAGUGUGCUCAGCACAGAGGCAUCUUUUCGUCGGUGCCAUUUGGACUGAGCAAGGACUCUGACCCUGGAGUUUAUGGAAAAGGAAUCUCAGCCAUGGUGAUGUUCUUCUCUCUCUUGGAGUUAUGCAUAGCUUCUGGCACUGCCCAUGCUGCCACCCAGGCCAUCAGGAACCCCAGCAGGUCUGCCCAGCUUAUUCCAAACAACCCUGUGAUGCAGGAGUCCACUCCAGCUCCUCCCAGAAGUGACAGCCACCACAGAUAUUAAACAAAAAAGGGCUCUGUGAACUAGCAUCAAGUAGAACUACUAUGCAGAAACUUCUUGAAAGCCGACUCGUCUUCCACA